UCCACUUCUCCUUAUCCGUCCCUCUUCUUCUUUCGCUAAUCCCUGAACCUCAGCAUCAGACAGAGCUCACAUCAAAGAAAACCCAAAUGGCAUCUCUAACCAAUUCCCCGUUUUGCCCUCAUCUUCUCACCCAAUUCUCACCUCCACCCGUCCUCUCCUUCACUCGCAGCCUCAAACCCAUUCCUCCAAAGCCGAAGUCUCCGAUUUCCCUCAAAAGAGACAACUUCACUACCUUCACCGUCAAAGCCCAGACCUUGGACUUCUCCGGUUCGUUCUUCGAGGGUGGUCUCGGUUCCGACGAUGACCCGCCUUCCCAAACCGGGUCUGGCAUAACUGCCUUGGAAGAUAAAGAGGAACCCCAGUGCCCACCGGGGCUCCGACAGUACGAGACCAUGGUGGUUCUCAGGCCCGACAUGUCUGAAGAUGAAAGGCUUGCUCUUACCCAGAAGUACGAGGAGCUUCUUGUUGCUGGUGGUGGCAUGUAUAUUGAGGUAUAUAACAGAGGGGUGAUUCCACUAGCCUACAGCAUCAGGAGGAAAAACAAAGCUGGAGAAACCAACACUUACUUGGAUGGCAUUUACCUUCUCUUUACCUACUUCACGAAACCGGAAUCAAUGGCGGCUCUCGAGGCGGCGCUCAACUCUGACGAUGAUGUUAUCCGAGCAUCCAGCUUCAAGAUAAGGAAGAGGAAGUAUAAUUAGAUUGGUAUGUAUGUGUCUGUAUCUUUACUUUUUCAUCAAUAGUUUUUGUUCCUUGACUGUUGAAUUAUUGACAAUAGAAAG
Molecule: messenger RNA, 782 nt
Organism: Hibiscus syriacus
Lineage: Eukaryota; Viridiplantae; Streptophyta; Magnoliopsida; Malvales; Malvaceae
Product: 30S ribosomal protein S6 alpha, chloroplastic-like
Exons: 3
Coding region: 87-701 (204 amino acids)
Biological process (GO): translation
Cellular component (GO): ribosome
Molecular function (GO): structural constituent of ribosome; small ribosomal subunit rRNA binding
Source: RefSeq, a predicted model, not a curated record